Piliocolobus tephrosceles (Ugandan red Colobus) is the source of this 2583-nucleotide messenger RNA. RefSeq names its product phospholipid-transporting ATPase ABCA7. NCBI's taxonomy places the organism in Eukaryota, Metazoa, Chordata, Mammalia, Primates, Cercopithecidae. The record is from RefSeq and is a predicted model, not a curated record. The transcript has 17 exons. Gene Ontology annotation, molecular function: phosphatidylserine floppase activity; apolipoprotein A-I receptor activity; phosphatidylcholine floppase activity. Gene Ontology annotation, cellular component: intracellular membrane-bounded organelle; membrane. The coding region runs from base 199 to 2367 and encodes 722 amino acids. Gene Ontology annotation, biological process: phospholipid efflux; transmembrane transport; cholesterol efflux.
CAGGAGUCUCUAUCCCAGCCCCUUCGCCUGACUCUUUCUCUGGCUCCCGAGGUCCUUCUGAGCGAUCAUGGAACGCUGCGCUGUGGGAUAGAGGAAUGACGUUCAGAGAAGGGCAGAGAGUUGCCCGCAGCUGCACCGCACGUCUUCAGCCCGACCAUUGUCCUGACCUAUCUGUCCCAUACCCCGCCCGGUCUCACCAUGGCCUUCUGGACACAGCUGAUGCUGCUGCUCUGGAAGAAUUCCAUGUAUCGCCGGAGACAGCCGGUCCAGCUCCUGGUCGAAUUGCUGUGGCCUCUCUUCCUCUUCUUCAUCCUGGUGGCUGUUCGCCACUCCCACCCGCCCCUGGAGCACCAUGAAUGCCACUUCCCCAACAAGCCACUGCCAUCGGCGGGCACCGUGCCCUGGCUCCAGGGUCUCAUCUGUAACGUGAACAACACCUGCUUCCCACAGCUGACACUGGGCGAGGAGCCCGGGCGUCUGAGCAACUUCAACAACUCCCUGGUCUCCCGGCUGCUAGCCGAUGCCCACACUGUGCUGGGAGGGGCCAGUGCCCACAGAAUGCUGGCUGGCCUGGGGAAGCUGAUCGCCACGCUGAGGGCUGCACCCAGCACAGCCCGGCCUCAACCAACCAAGCAGUCUCCGCUGGAACCACCUAUGCUGGAGCUGCUGACGUCAUUGCUGCGCACGGAAUCCUUGGGGUUGGCACUGGGUCAAGCCCAGGAGCCCUUGCACAGCUUGUUGGAGGCAGCUGAGGACCUGGCCCAGGAGAUCCUGGCACUGCCUAGCCUGGUGGAGCUUCAGGCACUGCUGCACAGACCCCGAGGGACUGGUGGGCCCCUGGAGUUGCUGUCUGAGGCCCUCUGCAGUGCCAGGGGACCUAGCAGCACAGUGGGCCCCUCCCUCAACUGGUACGAGGCUAGUGACCUGAUGGAGCUGGUGAGGCAGGAGCCAGAAUCAGCCCUGCCGGACAGCAGCCUGAGCCCCGCCUGCUCAGAGCUGAUUGGAGCCCUGGACAACCAUCCGCUGUCCCGCCUGCUCUGGAGACGCCUGAAGCCUCUGAUCCUGGGCAAGCUGCUGUUUGCACCAGAUACACCUUUUACCCGGAAGCUCAUGGCCCAGGUGAACCGGACCUUUGAGGAGCUGGCCCUGCUGAGGGAUGUCCGGGAGGUGUGGGAGGUGCUGGGACCCCAGAUCUUCACCUUCAUGAACGACAGUUCCAAUGUGGCCAUGCUGCAGCGGCUCCUGCAAAUGCAGGACGAAGGAAGAAGGCAGCCCAGGCCUGGAGGCCAGGACCGCAUGGAGGCCCUGCGAUCCUUUCUGGACCCUGGGAGCGGUGGCUACAGCUGGCAGGACGCACAUGCUGAUGUGGGGCGCCUGGUGGGCACGCUGGGCCGAGUGACGGAGUGCCUGUCCUUGGACAAGCUGGAGGCGGCACCCUCAGAGGCAGCCCUGGUGUCGCGGGCCCUGCAACUGCUGGCGGAACAUCGAUUCUGGGCGCCCUUCCCUACAACCUGCCACCAUGCCCCUCACAGGUUUUGGGACCCUGGCCCAGCUGCAGACCCCCUGACCGACCUGCGCUACGUGUGGGGCGGCUUCGUGUACCUGCAGGACCUGGUGGAGCGUGCAGCCGUCCGCGUGCUCAGCGGCGCCGCCCCCCGGGCCGGCCUCUACCUGCAGCAGAUGCCCUAUCCGUGCUAUGUGGAUGACAUGUUCCUGCGUGUGCUGAGCCGGUCGCUGCCGCUCUUCCUGACGCUGGCCUGGAUCUACUCCGUGACGCUGACGGUGAAGGCGGUGGUGCGGGAGAAGGAGACACGGCUGCGGGACACCAUGCGCGCCAUGGGGCUCAGCCGCAGGGUGCUCUGGCUGGGCUGGUUCCUCAGCUGCCUCGGACCCUUCCUGCUCAGCGCCGCGCUGCUGGUUCUGGUGCUCAAGCUGGGGGACAUCCUCCCCUACAGCCACCCGGGCGUGGUCUUCCUGUUCUUGGCGGCCUUCGCCGUGGCCACGGUGACCCAGAGCUUCCUGCUCAGCGCCUUCUUCUCCCGCGCCAACCUGGCUGCGGCCUGCGGUGGCCUGGCCUACUUCUCCCUGUAUCUGCCCUACGUGUUGUGCGUGGCUUGGCGGGACCGGCUGCCGGCGGGUGGCCGCGUGGCUGCGAGCCUGCUGUCGCCCGUGGCCUUCGGCUUCGGCUGCGAGAGCCUGGCGCUGCUGGAGGAGCAGGGCGAGGGUGCGCGGUGGCACAACGUGGGCACCCGGCCCACAGCAGACGUCUUCAGCCUGGCCCAGGUCUCUGGCCUUCUGCUGCUGGACGCGGCGCUCUACAGCCUCGCCACCUGGUACCUGGAAGCUGUGUGCCCAGGUGGGCCGUAGGGCACAGGGCUCUGGGCCAGGUCGCACCUGCUUUGCGGGAGGAUGGGCUAGGGGCGUGACCUCCAGGCCUUUUGGUACCUUGAGACUUAUUCCCUUGGAGAGAAGGCGGGGCUUCCUGGCACAGGCAGGUAGGUGGCUGCAUUGGAGGGGCGUGGCCUGAGGCAGGUGGUGGGUGGGGUUUCUUGGCCCCUACACCUGGACGCCCUGAUUCCAGGU